AUGACAGACAGUUAAAAAUCUACUAAUUCCUAAUCUUAACUUCAGUUCAGUAAAUUUAGGGGUUUAAACUGUCUCUAUAGCCACCAAACUGUUCCCAUGGCCAAAAACGGAAUUCUCAUUGAAAUAUUUGUGAAUAUGAUAUUAAUAAAGCACUUGAGUCUCAGAUGUACAGGAGAAGCCCUUGAAUGCUUGACCAAGGAUAAAACCCACGCUACACGAGAAAAUGGAGGAGAAAGGUUGCCUUGGUUUUUUAUAGUUCACAGCACCUACUACAAGUGUAGUAAAUGAAGCAGAAGCAAUUUAAAGACGGGCUUGUCAUAUUUGAGUACAAUGACAUUGAAAGGACCAGACCUGAAAAAAACUGGGAUUCUGAAGCAAUUGCCUGAAACACCACUGCCAAGAAUAAGCAACCCUUCAGGUCAUGAUCGUAGGCAUUCAGUGAUGAUUGUACCACCUUCACAUAGGAGGUAUUCUAUAAACCCAAUCAAUGCAAGACGUACAAGUCGUAAUUUGUCAAUAUUUUCCCUCCAGUCCAACGCACUGACAACUUUUACUGGUUUGCCGAUUGCCCCACAACCUAAGAUCGAAGUGGAGAAUACAUACAAGCUUGAACCGGAUGAAGGGAAACAGUUUAAAGCUCAUAUUGUCCGCAAAGCAGCUCAGGAGGUUCUGGACGAAAUUUUGGCCGAAACGGAUUACAUGACAAAGACCGGUGAAAGAAAGAAAGGAUUUAAACAGUGGAGCAAAGCAUCUGAUUCGUCAGAAGGGGGAAGGCUGGCAAAAAUACUUGUGAGUGAAGUAACUGACAAAGUUAAAACACUGGGCAUGGAUAGGUACAAGUUUGUUGUUAAUGCAUUUGUUGGUGAAUGUAAAGGACAAGGCUUAUUAAUAGCAAGCAGGGGGUUGUGGGACACCAGCACAGAUGGACACGUUACAGUUGAAUGUAAAACUGCAACACAUUUUGCUGUAGUGGUUGUUCACGCUGUGUAUUAUGAGUGAAUGAGUAACACAAAUUUUUGGGAGAAAAAUAAUCAU
Messenger RNA from Ciona intestinalis (vase tunicate), 1035 nucleotides. The record is from RefSeq and is a predicted model, not a curated record. Lineage: Eukaryota; Metazoa; Chordata; Ascidiacea; Phlebobranchia; Cionidae.